Dipodomys spectabilis (banner-tailed kangaroo rat) is the source of this 3943-nucleotide messenger RNA. It is a transcript of the gene Wdr49, whose product is annotated as WD repeat domain 49. Lineage: Eukaryota; Metazoa; Chordata; Mammalia; Rodentia; Heteromyidae. The record is from RefSeq and is a predicted model, not a curated record. The transcript is spliced from 18 exons. Gene Ontology annotation, molecular function: protein binding; calcium ion binding. Bases 1 to 3153 code for a protein of 1050 amino acids.
AUGCUGAAAAGAGGUGAAACUAUUAUGACUUACCCAGACACAGCACUUGAGUUAACUAAGGACUCACAGCCUGCGCCAAAGCACUCUGAGAGGAGAGGAGGUGAAAAUGACGUUGAAGAUUAUGACACCACCCUGCUGGAGAACCGGCUCAGUGUGGGUGACUUUGAGAAAAUACAGAGUGCCUUUGAGUCCUCAGAGCCGAAGAGAACCAUUUGUAUGUCCAGAGAUGAAUUCAUGCAGAGGAUGACAGAGACCAUUGGUUGGGGCACCAAAGAAGAAUAUGGGGAGCUCUUUGACAAAGUGGAUGUGGCCCGGGAUGGCUUUAUUAAUUGGGACAAGCUGACUUCCUUUAUUCUGUUAUCUCUUUAUGAGAAAGAUGAGCGAACCAAGGCAAUGGUGGUUCCUCAGUGGAACAAUCUGGAAUUCCUCCCUGGAAAACACAAGGACACUAUUCAGAAAGUAAUUUUCUUAAAAAGUUCCGGUCGUUACCUGACUAUCAGUAAAGAAGGUUUGUUAGGGCUCUGGGGAGAGAAUUUAAAGCUCCAAGAAACACUUCCUAUCACAUCAGAUGCCACCAAGCUCAAACAUCUGUGGGUAACAAGUCUGGUGUCUCUGGAAAAUGUAAACAAGAUAGCAGUAGCUUUUACAACUAAAGAGAUUUGCUUCUAUGAUCUACUAUCCAAGGAAGACUUUCCUUGUCAAUACAAAGUUCAAGGCCUGAAAGGAGCACCAAUUUGCAUGGAUUAUUGGUACGAUCCUCUUGAUGCCAAUGAAUCAGUUCUGUCUUUUGGAGAUAUAACUGGAAAGGUUCAAGCAAUUGCUUUCACGGCAGCCUUGAUUUCCCUGUUUGAACGGCCUGCGAGUGACUGUGAAGAUGAGGAAGCCACCACAACCAUCACUUGGGCAGAGCUGGUCUCUGGCUCUCACAAAUGCUGCUAUGUAUUACAACAUGCUCUCCAUCAUGGAGCCUGGGUCCGGCAAGUUACUUACAAUGCAUCGUUGGAUGCUAUUAUUUCUGGCACAACCACCGGUACAAACAGUGUGGUGCUAGCUUGGAGAGAGAAAUCAAAAAAACAUCUUAAAAUGACUUCCUUCAACAUUGCCCAGGGCGUUCAUGGUUUUGAUUACCACUCUCGGCUCAAUUUAAUUGCGACUGCUGGCAUUAACAAUAAAGUUUGUCUUUGGAAUCCGUAUGUGGUUUCUAAACCAGUUGGGGAACUCCGGGGUCACUCAGCCAGUGUAAUAGCUGUCCAGUUCUUUUCUGAAAGAAAACAACUUUUCAGCUUCUCCAGAGAUAAAGUUUUGAGACUCUGGGAUAUUCACUACCAGCUGUCCAUCCAGAGGAUUGCUUGUCCUUUUCCCAAGAGUCAAGACUUCAGAUGCCUUUUCCACUUUGAUGAGGCCCAUGGACGACUUUUCAUCUCAUUUAAUAACCAGCUAGCUCUGUUGACCAUGAAAAGCGAAGCCAGUAAGAGGGUGAGAAGCCACGCCAAAGCCGUCACGUGUGUCCUUUACAGCUCACUCUCGAAGCAGGUAAUCAGUGCUGAUGUGGGGUCUGCUGUUUCCUUUUGGAUGGUAGAUACCGGGCAGAAAAUCAAACAGUUUACCGGUUGUCAUGGCAACGCAGAAAUCAGCACUAUGGCCCAGGAUGCAAAUGAGACGCGGCUUUUGACUGGCGGCACAGAUGGGACUGUGAAGGUGUGGGAUUUCAAUGGACAUUGUCACCACACACUAAAUGUCAGGCAAGAUGGUGCUGUCGAUAUUUCACAGAUCCUGGUUCUGAAGAAGACAAUUCUGGUGGUAGGCUGGGAAAGAGCUCUUACUGUGUUUCGACCCCAGAACUUCAAUCAGUUUUCCAUUCCAAGUGAAGAAUGGAAAGGAGGAACAAAGCACCAUGACGAUAUUUUGUGUGCCGCAUUUUCCCCUCCUCAAACUCUUGCUACAGGGAGUUACGAUGGAGAAAUCAUUCUGUGGAAUAAUAGCACGGAGAAUGCUUACCAUGUCCUUCAUCCUGAUUACCAGAGACAGCUCAACUCCAAAUUAGAUAAAAAACCUCAAAGUCUUCUCGGUGCUGAGGAGAGCUGUUUCACCCACCCCAUUGCACACCAGGCUCCUCAAAACUUUGAUGCUGACACGGAGGGCAAUAACGCAGUGAUGAGGCUUUGCUUCCUGGAAUCAAGGAAACACACUGCCACCACAGAAGGAGCCACCUUGGUAUCUUGUGGAGGAUCUGGCUUUGUGAGAUUCUGGGACACAUAUAAGAAACAACUUCUGGCUGAGUUUUUGGCUCAUGGUGGAACUGGAUCCAUUAUUAUGUCUAUUGAUAAACUGAACAAAUACCUUACCACUGGGGCCUCUGAUGGAUGGCUGAAAAUCUGGAAUAUAGAGGAGUACUGUCUUCAUUCCAGUAAGAAGAAAAUUACACAGACUCCACCUCUGAUAAGAUCAUGGCAACCUCAUGAAGACAGAGUAAGCUCCGUGGAGAUAUGUGAGGCCGGUGGCCAUGUGCUGGUCAUUUCUUCUUCUGCCGACUGCAGUGUCUGCAUGACGGGGCUUGGCGAUGUGCCUGUUCUGAUCUUUGGUCAGGCAAAGCAUUGGCAUAUUGAGAGCAGUCUUGCUCCACCUAAAGGAAAUAUGGAUUUAAUGGAAAGUGAGUGUCAAGAGGAAACCACAAAAGUAAAGUCUUUAUCUAAAGAGGAUCCAUAUGCAGACCCAAGUGAACACUGUCUACUUAGCAAAGAAAGUGAAGAUGACACAACACACAGUGUCCGAGCAUCAGAAGACAUCAAUUUACUUAUACCCUAUAAGGAAAGAAACACCUACAAGAAAAAAGCAGAUAAACUUUACUGUGGUGAAAGUACACACAAAGCAGCCAAUGCAUUUAGGUCAUUAAGCAUCGGAGCCCUACGAGAGGUACCUGAGGUGAAUAAACCUGCUUUUCUUCUAGACCCAGACAAAUAUUUUAGGAGAGAGCUGGAAGAGGAGAAACCCCAUGUUCCAGCACGGCCUCUACUUUCUGAAACUUUGAAAGCAGUAUUUGAUGAGAAAAACCUGUUCCCCAAAGAAAUUCUGGAUCGUGAAAGAAAAGCCAAGCAAUUAUGUGAGGAAACAAGUUGUGAAGUGAAGAUAAAAAGAAAUAAGAAGCAAUUAUAAUUAAAAGAAAAAUAAACAUUUCAUUGGUACACAAAGCACGUAUAUAAAAUGUGGAACCAGAAUCAAGACUCCAGUCCUUUCUUUUCCUGUGCAUUUGAGUUUCUGGAAGCUUCACAUUCAGAAGAUACCUGGUGCAUUCAUUGCUUUCUCAGAAUUCUUAACACAAACGCCACUGUAUUGAAGAAAGGGGAAUGCCAAUUACCUAUUCCCAAAUGUUUCAAUGUGAACAAUAGACAAAAUAACCUAUCCUGUGGCCCUUCUAAUUGCUUCCAUAGACAAAUGGUUUGAUCUUUUUUACUAUGACAAAUCUGCAUUCAAAUGCGUAGAAAGCAUUGAUGGUGAAUAUCUCAAAUUUUGAAGAAGGCAAUCUUUCCCACAUCUUUCUACUUUCUGGAAUUAAAAAGAAUGACUCUGAUAAAGCCCAUUAGAGCUUGGCAAAGCAGCAUUUCUAGCAUACUUUGUUUUAAUUAUACAAGUUCACAAAGUGCAGUGUGAUAAUUUGAUACCAAUGUAUAAGAUGCAAUGACCAAAUCAGGAUUGUUAACUUAUCUCUUUGAUCACUGUGCUCAAGACUAGCAAUCAAUCAACUACCCCUGUAGUGAACCUUGUAACCAUCCACUAACAGCAACUUUGUCUAUCAAAUUAAUUUAUGUGUAUACCACUCAGAUCAUAAGAUGAUGUGGCCAGGAAUAUGCCAAUGGCAUAGAUUGUUACUUGGGCUUAUUAAGAUCAGUGUGUGUGUGUGUGUGUGUGUGUGUGUGUGUGUGUGUGUGUGUGUGUGUGUGCACUG